AUGAUAUUGAUAGCUUUUAUGAUAAAUGAGUAUCCAAACUAUAUUCAUAUUCAAUAUCUAUACGGAAUCUACAUUUUUGCCAACCCAAUAAUUAUCAAAUAUUCUGUUAUUUUUCUUGGUGUUUUAUAUUCUAUUGGAACUCUUGUAAGUUUACAGUAAUCUUUGUCUAGAAUCAGAUCAAUUCAGAUUUACGUUUUCCUUGGAUACCAAAUAUUUUCCAAAGUGAAAUCCCAACAAAAUAAAAUGAGCAGAUCGCAGAAAAACUAUCAGAAAAGAGUUUUUGUCGAAUUGACAGUUCAGACAUUGCUUAAAAUAUGUUCUAUUUGUAUUUAUGGUCUUUGGUGGAUUGUAUUAUAUAUUCUGGCGCCGAUUGGAAAUGUCACAUGUAAGAUGUUCUCUAUUACUAACUUUAAUACAUCAAAUAGAUUCUUAUAGAUAUCACAAUAUUUUGUCAUUGUACAUUUGUUGGUGGAUCGAUUCCCGGAGCCAUAUACAUGAUUUGGAAACAUCCAACUUAUUUGAAAAAUUUCAAAAAAAUGAUUGUUUGUAAAAAUGUUUUGAACACGGAUAGAAUUUUCAUUCGUUCAUCAGUAAUUCAAUAA
Messenger RNA from Caenorhabditis angaria, 602 nucleotides. Lineage: Eukaryota; Metazoa; Nematoda; Chromadorea; Rhabditida; Rhabditidae. The record is from the annotation of a GenBank genome assembly.